CCCAUAAUGCAGCGUGUAAACCAGCUUAUACAAAUGGCGGCGGAAAACACCAGGGAGCGAGGAUAAAUAUUUUAUUUAUAAUUAUUUUUGGCUUAAUGUUUUAUUUAUAGCUAGAAACAGCUGCAGAAGUCACAGAAUAUAUGCUCUAUUUCCCCAACGAUACUUUAUUCCAUCUCGCAUAGAAGACUUUAGGGUUAGUGGCCGUUAGCGUAUGUAGGUAACCUAGCAACGUGGUGACGCAUGCUGCCUUCGGGGUCCGUCUCAAACCGUUUCAUUAAAGGUAGCUUCGCAGAUAUCGAAGCGCUGCCUUAUAAGACAGUUAUGAAACAGCAAGGCACCAAAGGAAUCAAGGCAGCUGUCUUCGGACACGGCUGUCCAUGAUGUCUGAGAUAAACAGGAGUGUUUUCCCACAGAUAGCCUUAAGGUCUGAAGUGCAGGAAUAUCUUCACAAUGUCUACACGAACAAAGAGCUCGUGUCUGAACUCGGAAAGGAGGAGGCAGAGAAAGUGUUUGAUUCACUGCUGUCCUGUCUGUCCCACCCGCCAUCACUCACCUGCCUGAGAGCCAGCACACACAUACACACUCUACAGGACAUAGAACACAGGCUGGAGCAGCACCUUGCACAGCAACAAGUGAGUGGUUGUUACAGUGACAGGGUUUCCACUCCCAUCCUUCCUCACCCACAGCUUCCAGACGUGCUGCUGCUGCCAGUCAUAGGGCCGAGGGAUGUGAGUAUUCUGAAUGCUGAAGUGAUCGUCGGUGCACAGUGUGGCAGUGCGGUAUUGAGAGGAGCUCAUGUCUUUGCUCCGGGUGUCCUCAGUGCACCUAAGUUUAUGAAAGCAGGUGACGUAGUGUCAGUGUUCUCAGAUGCGGAGGGCAAGUGUACACGAGGAGCUAAAGACUUCCAGGGGAAGAAGGUCUUCCUGGGGAAUGGCGUGUGUGUGAUGAACCGUUCUGAUAUAUUUUGUGCAGAAGGACCAGUGAGAGGUGUGGCCAUUAAGAUGGUGGAUGCUCUUUACCAAAGCCCAUCUUUUGAUGGCGUGCUGCCAAAUGAAGUGUUCCUGCAGAACCUCCCAUCAGUGGUGGUGGGACAUGUUUUGGGGCCUCGUCCUGGGGAGAGGAUUUUGGACAUGUGUGCAGCUCCUGGAGGAAAGACUACACAUAUAGCUGCUCUCAUGGCUAAUCAGGGAGUGGUAGUGGCUCUGGACAAGAUCAAAUCCAAAGUAGAGAAGAUCACUGAGAAUGCUCAAGCUCUAAGGCUGCACUGCAUUAAAGCGCACUGUUACAACAGCAUACAGGCCGUCUGCUCUGAUCUUACCCACAGCUGUAGUACAGCAGACACUCCUCCAUUCCCAGAAGAGAGUUUUGAUCGGAUAUUAUUAGACGCUCCAUGCAGUGGGCUGGGACAGAGACCUAACAUGGCACUCAACUACAGUCUCAAGGAAGUGUGCUCAUACCAGCCUUUACAGAGAAAACUCUUCCGCACGGCUGUGCAGCUCUUGAAAAAGGGAGGUGUGUUGGUGUAUAGUACCUGCACUGUAACACUUGCUGAGAAUGAAGAGCAGGUGGCCUGGGCAUUGAAAACGUUCCCGUGUUUAACUCUGGAGCCACAGGAGCCACACCUUGGAUCACAAGGCAUGCCUGGAGCUGAAUUAUCAUGUGACCAGCGGAGGCUGCUGCAGAGGUUCCGCCCAGAAUUAUCAUGGCACAGGGCUACUGAGAGUCACGCCUCAGAGGACCUCCUGCUAAAAGCCAACACGGACACUAUCGGGUUCUUCAUAGCAAAAUUCAGCAAGAGAUAACGCCCGUUCAUUCUAACACGUGUUCAUGAAGCAGCUCAAGGAGGCAGACGGAAACGAGUGCCAGGGGAGGGAGGGGUAAACGGAUGGCAUGAAUGGAGGGGAGAGAAGGGGUGGUGCCAUGCGUAGUUCUGCUUCCGUUGCCAUGACAACAGUGACGCAACGGCUGCUAUGGUGAUUGUUGGGUUUGCGUGACCAUUGGACUGUGACCAGGAAGCAGCAUGCAGCCAGAGGACACGAUGGUAUUGACAGUUUCUCACACACACAGCAAAUGACCGCCAGCUGAAUUUGUUAAUCAACAGAUGUGAGCACUGUACAUUUUUUUUUUUUUUUUUUUUUUAUGGAGUAGUGGAGCAGUAGUUUUUAUCAAAAUGAUGAACGUAUAUUAAAAGGUUGACACAUGGAAAUUAACAUGCUUUAAUAUUUAAUUUUUUAAAAAAAAGGGCUAGUGAGCACAUUUUGUAAAUGAACACAGAUAAAUGUUCUGAAACAGAUACCUUUUUAAAAUAUGGUUAUUUUAGAUAAUCACACAUGCAGAUCUGACACUAGACCAGUAAUUAAGUGGUCAGAAUAAAGAAAUUAGAUUUAAAUGAUCUCUUGUCUAAAGGGACAUACACCCAGAGGAAAGUUCAUUUGGGUCCAUCACCCUAUAUAGUUGACAUGUCUUUAUGACUCAUUGUCUAAUGUUGGGAUGUCUAUUUUGAUUUAGAAGAAAGUUCAUUGUAAGGAGUUGAUAGUUAAUAGAGCACGAGUGUAUUAAAACAGCCUGCGAGUGUGAA
Molecule: messenger RNA, 2578 nt
Organism: Pangasianodon hypophthalmus (striped catfish)
Lineage: Eukaryota; Metazoa; Chordata; Actinopteri; Siluriformes; Pangasiidae
Gene: nsun6
Product: NOP2/Sun RNA methyltransferase 6
Exons: 12
Coding region: 378-1802 (474 amino acids)
Biological process (GO): RNA methylation
Molecular function (GO): methyltransferase activity; RNA binding
Source: RefSeq, a predicted model, not a curated record